Molecule: messenger RNA, 1134 nt
Organism: Diospyros lotus (date-plum)
Lineage: Eukaryota; Viridiplantae; Streptophyta; Magnoliopsida; Ericales; Ebenaceae
Exons: 5
Coding region: 647-862 (71 amino acids)
Source: RefSeq, a predicted model, not a curated record
CCCCCCGCCCCGAGAAACCCACUUUUCCUCUUCUUAUCUCUCCUCUCUUUUUCCCUUCCCUUCGCCGCUGCCCCGCCUCUCGCUGCCGACCGCCGCUGCAUCCUCCAUCUCCGCCGUCUCUCGCCGCUGCACACCCCUCCCUCUGCCGCCGCACAGCCUCCUCUUGAGACCAGAUCAGACAUUCAAAGCCCAGCAAUUUCUCUAUCAGAUUCUCACGUUCUCUGAUUCAAUCGUCACUUUGGUCGUGAACAGGCAGAUAUCAGUUACACAGAUUAGUGGUGGCGAGGCCGAGCUCCGGCUCGAGCCCGAGCUCAGGUCGAUUGCAACCCACUACUAGUAAACCGCAAUUGAUGUUUCGACUUUCCAGAACGCCUCACAGUCCUCGCACGCUGUUUCGAUUCCGGCCGGCGAUUAUUAACUCUGUCACCGUAGAACGUCGCCGGUUUUCUUCCGUUCAUCGCCAUAGGGAAAUCAUCCUGUGAGGCACAGAAUCAUCUCUUCUACUUGUGGCACCUCUCUCUCGAGAAGGAUAAGAGCUGCAUAAUCUUAAGUUUAGCUCUAUUAAUCGGAUUGAACUCACUUGAUCUUCAAUUGCUGAAAAGCUGUUGGCCCAAUUGUGAAAGAUUAGGAGAAAAGUGGUAAAGAAAUGAAGUUUUGGGACUGGUAUUUGAAGAUAGCUGUUGGGUCAGCCUUGGUUGGAGGAUGCAUGGAGUUGUUCAUGAUCAAAACUGGCUUCUAUGAUAAGGUAACUGUUCUGGAAUCCGAGAAGAGAGCGUGGGAGAGUUCCCUCGAAGCUCAAGCCAUCAGAGAAGCUCUCAAUCCAUGGAGGAAUCAGGACACAGAGUCGAGAAAAGACACCUGAGAUUCUUUGGAUUUUUCUAGAGAAAGGUUCAUGCUUCCUUUCAGGAGGUUAGAUUUACCAUGCACAAGAUGGCACAGAAACAUGCCUGAAAUCAAUUAUGAAACUUUUGAAGUGCUGUAGUUGGCUGAGGCCUCUUUACAGUCUGAUCAGGAGGUAGGUUUGCUUUUGGCAAUUGGAAUCUUUCCGGCAUUGCCUAGUUAUGAAUUUAUUUUUUGGGGAGGAUCGCAAAUUCAGUGGAAAUGAAUAGGGCACCUCUUAGUUUUUCGGUUCAA